AUUUAUGUUAGGUCCCUUAAAAAUAUUACAUCUACUGUGUUUUUUAUUCUUACUCUUUGUGGAUAUAGCUUCAAUAUUUUUUCUGUUUUCGUCUGACUUAACAAUUGUUAGCAUAAAUUACAAAGCUAGCAUCUCGGCCGUAAGUAUGCUAUCAGCGGUGCGGUUUAUGGUGUCCAAACUUCUGUCUCCGCUGUGGAGAACUAAUAAUGUGGACGGUGAGAGGAUUUUCACCGAUUGUCCAGACGCUGGAGACAUACGCCACCUGCAGGGCAACGUGGUAACGCAGCUGAGUUUGGACCAUGGGAUGAUAGACAACACCAUCUACUUCACAUGUAAUGAGGUGUUGGGAGGAGUGCCAAUUAAAAAGGGAGAUCUUGUGAACUGCAUAGCUAUAAGAUGUGGAGCUGAAGAGGGCUGGAAAGCCAUAAGGGUGGAGAAGUGUACAGAUGCCUGGGAGAAUGACGGCAGAAACUCCUCAGAGGGAGACGCAAUGAAGCUACAGCUGCUCAUUGGAACCGUCACAUCAUUUGACGGAGAUUGUGGUUACAUAAACGAGACCACCUUCUUCUCGCAGCACAGUCUGUCUGAAGGUUAUAUUCCAAUGAAAGGAGACUGGGUCCAAGUCAAAUAUUUCAUCAAUCCCACCAAUUGGACCACGCAGGCACAUUCUGUGGCCCCUCUACGCUACAGCCGCCUAUAUCAAGUGCGUGUCACCAGCAUGUACGGUAACAAAGGCGUGGUGGAGGACAGCGUGUUUUUCACUCUGGACUCUCUGCUGAUGCCUGCUGUCUACCAGCCUCGACUCGGAGACCUGGUUAACUUGGUAAUGGUGGAGAGCAGUCAGUCCCUCUAUUGCUGGAGGGCUCUCUGCAUGGCGCCGUGCUCUCAAAGUGAAAACGGUUCAAACUCUCCCGUCCUCGACGGUGAACUCAAAGGGAUUUUACAAAACAUGGAAGGACUGGACAUUUCUGACUACGGCCAGUUUGGGAGCAUGAUGGUCGGGGAGAAACUCACUCUGGUGUUCUGGGUUCAAAAUCUAGGCUCUGAGAUCCAUACACUGAAGUGUUGUGACUUUGCUGGCUGGGACUCUGAGGAACAGUUCAUUUUGGGUGCGGUCAGUAAAUCCACCACAGAGUCUCAGAGGCCGCGAUCCGUGCAGGAAACAAGUGCAGAGUCUCUACAGAAGGAUAGCGAGGGAAACAUGAAAGAGGCUGAAGAAGAACCUGCUGGAAAAGACAAAAUCCAUCUUGAUGCAGAAAGAGGGAAAGACUUGGAGAUGGAAAUACUUCCCGGAGAAAGAGUGUCGAUUGUAAUCCACUGCCAAGCAAAAAGCCUGGGAAGUUGUGCGGACCUCCUCCUGCUCAGAUUCUCCUCUUUCACCAUCGGGAGGCGCCUGGAAGUUAAAGUUUGCAGCGAGGAUGAAAACCUGCUGAAGCCGUGUGAGCCUUAUGCUCUCAGUGAUCCAAGACUGACGGCGCCACCAGCCUCUCAUGUAAUCACUGUGUCCGCCCCAAGGGACACUCAGAGGUUUAGUAAACGCCGGCUGCCAAAUUUCACCCCAUCCUACCCAGUUCCUCAGGCUCUCAGAGACUGUGUCGAGCAGUCUGGUGAUGUGUUGGUGAUGGAGCCCUGCCUGGGAGAGUUGCUGUCACCUUCCAACAUGCAGCCCCGAUUCUCCACCCUGCUCUGGCUGGAGGAGCUUCACGCAGAAAAAGAAAUGAAAGAGUUCACCAUCGUCGGCGCACUUUUGAAAAAGGGAGCCAUCCACCUGCACCUCGAGGUCCUUGGGUUGUCUGAGGGAAGACCUCAUCUCAACAUAGGUGAUAAAAUAACUCUGAAGAAACCACAGAUGGAUGGAAUUGUAAUUGAAUACGCUAGUUAUGUCACAGAGAUUCAUGAGGACGAAGUGAGUCUGAGAGUAAACGCAGACUUUCAGCGUAGCUACUUGGGGGAGCCGCUUGAUGUUGAGUUCUGUCUCAACAGGCUGACCAUGCGGCGCUGUCACCAUGCACUUGAGCAAACCAAACACUUUCGGCAUGUUCUCUUCCCCUCCAGAGUGACUGCACAGACUCCUCAGUGGAAUGGACAAUGGCAAGAAGAUGUAGAGCAAAUCAAAACAAAUGAAACUGCAGAGAAAUCACUCACUGAAGUUGGAAACAUUGAAAAUAACUCAAAGGCCACACAGAUUGACAGUACAGAUGGAGAAGUAUCCAUGCGUGGCGUUCCAAAAAGUGGGCAUUUUUUUAACCCGGCUCUGAACCCCGCCCAAAAAGAAGCCGUGAAGAGAAUCCUGGCAGGAGAGUGUCGGCCCGUUCCUUAUGUCCUGUUUGGUCCUCCAGGAACUGGAAAGACCAUCACUCUCAUAGAGGUCAUACUGCAGGUUUACCACUUCCUCCCCAGCAGUCGGAUUCUUGUCUGCACUCCAUCCAACAGUGCAGCCGACCUCAUCUGCACUCGCCUGCAUUACAGUGGCUUCUUGGAGAAUGGAAGUCUUGCUCGUGUCAAUGCAUUUUGUAGGGAUUAUGAGUCUCUUCCAGAAGUAUUGCGUCUUUAUGCGAAGGCCGGAGAAGACAUCCGUCAUGCUGCUUUUCACAGGAUUGUGGUCAGCACCUGCUCCAGUGCUGGGAUGUUCCAUAACCUCGGAAUACGUGUUGGACAGUUUUCCCAUUUGUUUCUGGAUGAAGCUGGUCAAGCCACUGAGCCAGAGUCUAUGAUUCCCAUCAGCCUCAUCUCAGAGAAGGAUGGACAGAUAGUGCUAGCUGGAGACCCGUGCCAGCUGGGUCCAGUGGUGAAGUCAGACGUGGCCUCUGCCUUUGGCCUGGGAGUGUCUUUGUUGGAGAGGCUGAUGAAUAACCCACUGUACUCCAGACAGGACUCUGGUUAUAACCCCAAACUGGUGACUAAGCUGAUUUACAACUACCGUUCUCAUGAGGCCUUGCUCGCUCUCCCCUCUAAGCUUUUCUACCACAGUGAACUGUGUUUCCAAGCUCCUAAAAGUGUCGUGGACUCCCUCUCUCAGUGGAAGGGCCUCCCCAAAAAAGGAUUCCCACUCCUCUUUCAUGGUGUUAGGGGAACCGAGAUGCGAGAAGGCAGCAACCCGUCCUGGUUUAACCCCGUGGAGGCCGUGCAGGUCAUGAUGUACUGCUGCCAGCUGGCAAAGAAGCUCUGCAAGCCUGUGAACGCUGCUGACAUCGGAAUCAUUGCUCCCUACAGGAAACAAUGCGAGAAGAUCCGGGUGCUGCUGGCUAAGGUGGGUUUGCAAGACAUCAAAGUGGGUUCAGUGGAGGAGUUCCAGGGCCAAGAAUAUCUGGUCAUCAUCAUGUCAACGGUACGCUCCAAUGAAUCCGUGCAGAGCAAUGAUUCGCACAGUUUGCUUGGCUUUCUCUCUAACCCGAAGCGGUUCAACGUUGCCGUGACUCGUUCCAAAGCCCUACUCUUGAUCGUCGGAAACCCCCACAUUCUUAUCAGAGAUCCGUGCUUUGGGGCUUUGCUGCAGUACUGUUACACCAAUGGGGCAUAUUUGGGCUGUGACCCUCCUCUGUAUCUAAGAGACACCAACAUGAGAUCUGAAGAAGCAUAGAGGAGUCUUUAAGUGGAAGAGAAGCAUUGAUCAUGGUGUCAGGGAAUCGGUGCUUGUGGUUUCUUUUGUUUUUUUUCUUAGUUUUUGUUGACUGUUGAUAACUUUAAAUUCCAUGAAUGCUAAAGAUAGACGAAUUCCCGUUUUUCAAUGAGCAAACUGUUAUUUGGGGGAAAAAAAAUUAAACUUUUGUAUACCGCACGAUUA
This is a messenger RNA of Oryzias melastigma (Indian medaka), 3784 nucleotides long. RefSeq names its product Mov10 like RISC complex RNA helicase 1 (gene mov10l1). Bases 5 to 3580 code for a protein of 1191 amino acids. Gene Ontology annotation, molecular function: helicase activity. The record is from RefSeq and is a predicted model, not a curated record. The transcript is spliced from 27 exons. Lineage: Eukaryota; Metazoa; Chordata; Actinopteri; Beloniformes; Adrianichthyidae.